CAAUUUUGACAUUAACGUGGCAUUUUACCAUAAUAUACAUUAAAUAUAUGAAGAAAUAUAAAUCUGGAUCCUUUUGAAAGCAAUGGACAUAUACACGACUCCAGAUGAUAAAUUUCGAUGUUCGCACAUGGCUUAACUAUCUUGAUAGGAUUGCUUGCCGUAAUAGGACAAAUAGAUUUAGCUUUAGACGGUAGUUCUAGUAAUUUACACUUCAAUAAAUUAUCCGAUUUCGACGACAUAGUGGAAACAGAAAACAAAAAAACUCAGAUCGAUCCCUGGCUCAGUCAUAGGGAUAUACAGUCUAGGUCAUCGGGUGGAGCAAGGUUGAAUUCUAUGAAUGACAGGUCGCAGAACGAUGCAGGCAAAAACUCUGGACGUUUUAUAUUCGAAAGACCCAUCCAAUAUAUAGCUGAAAAUAGUGCGGACGAAUCUGGCUACUACCACGUGGAAUCGCGGAGAACAGAAAUUAGCAAACCCAAGAUAUUCAAUCGCAGCAAAGAUACUCUAUCCCAGGUAGAACAUUUUACUUGUAAACAUGCUUCUACUAUUGGAGAACCUGAAUAUGAUCCAGAAAAUACUGGGAAAUCGUCAACACAACCCGUUGGAGCACCAUCGUUAUCGGAAGAUGCAGACCUCGAAGACGCCUGCAAUGCAAUCAACCAGAUCCUCAGAAAUCCUCUUGUGGAUCGGCUAUUAAUGAACUCGAUAUAUAAACCUCCAGAUCGUUCAAAUCUCUCAGAUAAGUGGAACACGUUUGUCUUCAUAGUGAGGAAGUUAGAACCGAAUACACCACAAGGGAUUUUGGAACAUCCAAAUGCCAAAGACUGCGUAAAAAGGUACGUCAGGAAAAGGCGAAGAAAGCGACACUCUACUGCCACACUGCUGAAGAGGAAACAAAAAAUGAUAAAGCGGUUGCAACGGAGGGACACGCUUGACAAAAUGCAAGAAGAUGACCUGUUCAAAGACAUAGCAAAGUUUUUAGUUUCCAACAAGUUGAAACACAAAGGUUAUACUUACGUACCGGUCAUGUUUUCUCACCAAGUUAACGACGGAUUAGCAGGCUACACUGUUCGUGAUUUGAACGGAGAUCUCAACGUGAAAUUGACUGAGGCGUCUACUAUGUCUUUUUCGACUAGUAAGAGCGUGACAGCGAUAAGUAGUACGACGACAGCUACAACAGCUUCCUCAGCAACGUCAGCUUCAAUGCCUCUUUGGACGGUACCGCUACCAAGCAGCACCGACUAUAACGAGUUCGCUUUGAACUUGCCCAAUCCUGUUACACAUCUGAACCUGAACGAGGACAAGAUGGCAACGGAAAGUGUCGCUAUCCACGCUGGAGGUAGCAUGGUCCCUGGAAUACUCAUAUACCCGAUUGGAAAGAAGCUGAAAAGGUUCCAUAAUGACAAAGCUGAUCUGGAUUUUGCAGGGGAUAAUGCCGUCACUGAACUGGAGGUUGGGCUGGAUCAGUCAACUAAAGCAUCUAUAGAGUUCGUACCGACGUAUACUUUACCAGUAUUGAAAAGAGGAGUACCCCCGGAAUGCGCUGAAGAUACCGAAAAGCUGUUGCAGCUCUUGGCAACGGCCAAUGAUAAGGAUAGUCCACCACGAAGAAUGAUACCGGGUGUUUUAGUCUAUCCCUUGGCGAAAAUCAAAAGAUUUGUUUCAGGAAGUACAACAGUAUCAGACUCUUCAGAUGCUCAGCCGACGUUUUAUGCUUUAGACCGAAAUGUGAGUAGUUUAAUAGCUUUACAACAUGUUAUCACUAACACUGUAUCAACCAUAUUGAGCACACAAUAGUAC
Molecule: messenger RNA, 1800 nt
Organism: Acanthoscelides obtectus
Lineage: Eukaryota; Metazoa; Arthropoda; Insecta; Coleoptera; Chrysomelidae
Source: the annotation of a GenBank genome assembly